This is a messenger RNA of Ictalurus punctatus (channel catfish), 11468 nucleotides long. RefSeq lists its product as uncharacterized. NCBI's taxonomy places the organism in Eukaryota, Metazoa, Chordata, Actinopteri, Siluriformes, Ictaluridae. The transcript has 5 exons. Gene Ontology annotation, molecular function: protein binding. The coding region runs from base 1671 to 10430 and encodes 2919 amino acids. The record is from RefSeq and is a predicted model, not a curated record.
GGAAAUUCCACAAGACUUACACACACACACACACACCCUAACACACCUGUCUGUGUUAUUCAGAAUUGAUAACAGCUCUGCAAGAUAAAGUUGUUUACUUCAACACAAAAUCAUGGUAAUUUUUAUACAGAGAUUGGUCAGUAGCCAUAAUUACAUCAAAAUUAAAUACACUCAUUCUGAUUUUGCAGUAGUGAUCAUACUCGCUUUCGUUUUAUAAUUACUUAUACAUUUAAACCGUGCCCUAGACAAACACUCAUCUUUUUAUUAUGUAAUGACAUGGCCAUAGAGCUGCCAAUGAUUCAUCAUUGAUUCACCUUGGCAUUUUUAUAGUUUCUAAAGCUGAUUUGCUCUUUAACUUUCCAGACAUGCAGUAUGAUGUUUAUGAAGGUUUUAUGAAGAUUUCUGGUGGAUGUUUUUUCAUAAUGGCGGUAUUCUUUUUUUUUUUUUUUUUUUUUUUUUUUUUUUAUGAUUGUAACAAUUCAUGAAAUCCACAUUAUUUCUCUGGAACAUGGUGCAACCUCAAACUGCUAAAAGAAAAUGCAGACAGCCUUGUGGGUCGUGAUGGACUACCCAGGGUGUCUGAGAUAUUUAUGCCACUUCUUGUGCUUUUAUAUAUUUCUAUAUAGAUGUAUGUUGGCAACUGUAUAUGGCUCAGUUGUCCAAUAUUGACUUUAAAACAAAUCUCAGUUCACUUCCUCAUGAAACUGAAACGUAUUAGCAAUAACUUUGAGAGUCUUUGCUCUGUGUUAAAAGGGAUGACCUGUUCACCAUACGGUUUAACCCUGUACUUAUAAGUCACUUAAUCUGCUUAACUGCUGUUCCCACCAGUUAUACGGUUGAUAAAUAGUACAAUGGCAUUAUAAUUUGAUUUGCAUUUGAAACGUUAUGUGUUCUAAGUGCCCGAUUAUGUUUACUUUAUUUAACAGUGCCAUAGGAUUUUAAAAACAUCACAAAUGGGCACAGAUGCACUUCCGCUUAAGGAUAAAAUGAUUUUUGUCAGUCAUAUUAUAUGAACUUGUGUUGUGCUUUAAAUAAUAUCCUUGAUAAGAUGGAAAAAGAAACCAUGUGGUAUUUGAGUUGUUUGAUAUUUUGUGCAAUAUAACACUUAUUUUGUUUGGAUUGUAGUUUUCAUGUGUAGUAUUUAUUUGACUUGCGUUGUUUUCUUUUUAAGAAGUGUUCAGAUGAUGACCGCGCUGCGCUUUCACUAAUGGUCAUCAAGUCCGUGUUACAUGCAUACAAGCGGGUGCCGUUUAAAAGGGAAAUAAUUUGUCAUUAAAAUGUUUGCAUUGACUAAAUAAACAAGGAUUUAAAAAAAAAAAAAAGUUUUACAGCUUUUCUUAAGUGGUGAUUUAUUUAUAUCUAAUUUUACCUUUUGCUUAUGGAGUCUUUUUUCUUUUAUUAUUAAAAUGCUUUGGUGGAGGAAAACCAUAGUAAGAAAUUAACUUAUACACAUGAUUGGCUGCGAGUUAUUUACAACAGCAUCUGUGUGUGUGUGUGUGUCCAUGUUCAUGUGCUUCAGCAAUACAGUGCAGACUUUGAUCUUAGGUGGGUUCGAAUCAAAGUCAAAGAAUUUCACAGUCACAACCAAAGAGUUCGGAUGAUACGUUCUGAGCAAGUAUUAUAGCGUUCCCUCCGAAGUGGCUUUGAACACUGUAUGAGGGCUUGCUGUGAUGUUAGUGUCCAGCGUUGUGCACUGCAUAGCAGUUCUGAUUUUCCAGCUGUGGGGGGUGCAAACCCAUUCCCCUAUCCCUGCCUGUCCAGCCUCCUGCGUAUGUGAAAAGACUUUGCUCGUCAACUGUGCUUCAUUGGGCCUAUCCAAGGCCCCUUCACAUAUCCCAGCAACUGCCACUGCGCUGGAUCUAUCACAUAAUGCCUUGCAUUCUCUGGCUCCUCCCGGGUCAGGCCACAUGCAUUUACGGGGGCUUCAGCAUUUGUGGCUGGGAAAUAAUUCACUGGAGAGUCUAUCCAUGUGUUCAGGGAUCCAAGGUAUUUUGAGCACUAGGAGCCUGACUAGAAGAAAACAGAGAUGUGUGUCCUGGGCACCUGAUCUACAGUCGCUGUCUGCUGACAGAAACCAGCUAAAAUGUCUGCCAAGAGGACUGGGCAAUAUUCAAUCCCUAAAAGUACUCCAGCUCUCCCACAACAGAAUCUCUGAGAUUGGCCCCGCUGACUUGGCUGGUUGUACUCACUUGACUGAGCUUCACCUUCAGCAUAACCUCAUCAACACCAUCCACCCAGAAGCCUUUAAAGACCUGCAGAAACUAAAGGUCCUUGACUUGAGCUAUAACCUGCUGGCUACCAUACCUGUGCCAGCCUACCUGUCUCUACGGAACUUGAAGGUGUUGGUGGACAUUUCUGGAAAUAGGUGGAGGUGUGACUGUAACUUGAAGACAAUUAGAAGGUGGCUCAGCUUUGACAGGGAACUAGGUAAUCCAGCAUGGGAAGUGGUGUGUUUCUCUCCCUCUCACUAUGCUGGAAAGGAUCUGCUGUACCUGGAGGAAUCAGAUCUUGCCUGUCCACAACCUGUAUACAACACACCUGGUGUCAAAAAAGAGUUGACUGUGGAUGAGGGGAUGGAAUUAAUUCUUUCCUGUAGCACUGGCAACCAAGAUUUCAUGCACACUCAUUGGUGGACACCCCAUGGCCAAAUCUCUGACAGCCAACAAUUCCUUCAUAUCAGUAACAUCACAGAGCAUGAUGCAGGACUUUAUGUCUGCGUCUCAGGAUACCAGGAAGAGCAUGUGUCAGUUUUCAAUCUACGUGUUAGUAAAAGAGUUCAUGAGAGAAGACUGCGACGAGAAGCACAAAUUGGAUCGGUAGAGCUUAAUGGAGAGGACAAUGGUAAUAUACAGAGGAAUGUGCCAGCUGUACGAGCAGUGCAACAAUCUCAGUUUGUAUUAGCUGUCUGCCUGUCCGUCUUAAUCACGUUCAUUGUAGCCUUUAUCCUUGGUGUUAUAUUAAGACCGUUUCUGGAAAAAUGGUACAACCAAAUACGAAGUAAGAGGAAUUCUACUACAUCACCUUCAGACUUGGAAACUUCCUCAACUAGACAGAGGCCAUAUGUGAAUGAAGGCUAUUCGGAUACAGAUGACCCAGAACAUGAAGUGCGUGAAGGUCCAAGAGUGACAUUUGGGCAAGUUACAGAAAUACAGGAGCAAGGAGGUGUUCCAUAUUAUGUCACGGUAGAAGAGGGUCCAUCUGGGAGCAAUACAGAUUAUGAGAAUGCAGAGAAACAGGAAUCCUUGACAAAGCAUAUUAAGGUGCACAAAGAAGUGCCACUAAGAGAGGAAAAUAAAGAAAUGUCAUGCUCAAGAUCCACCAAGAACAUUGAAAGUAGCAAAAGAAUGCCCUAUGAAUAUAGCCCAGACCCAGAAGACACCACAGAAUUAGAGGAGAGAAGUAUUUCACCUGCAUCCUCUCACUCAGAUGAACGGCAAGAGCCACAGAUGUCUUAUGAGCAAAGUGUAGAUUCUCCUACAGUCAGCAUAUAUGAAGAUGAUGAUGAACAAGCCAGUACGGACCAUCAGGCAACAAUACCAGUAUUUAUUACUGAUCCAUUUCCAUUGAAGAUGUCUGAAUCGAAGGAUGAGAGCGUGGAUGAACUGGACCCAGAUUUAUGGAAUGACAGUGGAGAGAGUUUUUCAUUCACUGAGGGCUCACCAAGAUCAAGUAGUCGUGUUUCACAUGUCGCUGUUCUUGAUUAUCCAAUAAUUGAAAAAGAAAUGUCUGUAGAUGAACAGUCUGAUAGACCAAGCUCCUGUAACUCAAGUGAAAGUGGAGAGAGUGAAGGAGGACCCACAGAAUACACAGUCAACCCAGAGGAUGAUGAAGACUCAGAAACACAAGUUUCCUACUCAGAAAAUGAUGACAUUGAAAACAGACUUUCCCCUUUUGAAGAAGAUACCCUAAUUGAAAACCAGAAAACAGGCACAGGAGUUCCAUUCAGACAAGACACGAUUACCCUGGACCCAACAGAAAUACACAUGACUUAUACUCGAGGGGAGAGUUUUGAUGAUGAACAGUUUACCGAGUACAAAGAAUGCUUUCAUUCCUCAAAUAUUAAGAGUGAGUACAAAGAUGAACCUACACAAUACCAUGUGCAUCCUGUUUAUAGGACCAGUCGAAAGAACACCAGCCUGAUGGGGGAAGACAGAUCGCAUACCAGUAGCUGUAGUGAAGAUGAUGAAGAUAAACAAGGAGACUACCCCAGGAGACUUGAGAUAAGUUUAGAACAUAAGGUUCCUAGCACUGAGGCCACACCAGUCAUAAGCCCAGACAGGCUUCUCAAUAUUGACUAUGACAACUCCUCAAGCAGUACAGAUAUAGAGGACAAGCGCAGUAAAGAGAAAGAGAGAGGGAUACUUAAAAGUCUUAGUGGGCUAAGUGCACUGCUGUUUAACAAAAGUGGGUCUGGAACAAAUAAGAAAGAUGUCCAGCCAGAACCCAAUACAGCAACCACAAACAGUAAAGGUAAUGGGGGCUUCUUUGGCUUAUCUGUCAAAAAACAGCAAAUGACGCCUUCAGAAAAUGUUGACCCUACCACAAAUGAUAAUCAUUUCUUUGCAACAAUAGGACAAGCUUUUGAUAGGCUACCAAAGCUGAAAAAUUCUCUCCUGUUCUCGAUCUCUGCACCUAAACCUCCACAUCAACAGGAGUCUACAUCUGUAAUAGACAGAAUAUCUGAAUCAGAGAGGCCCCGUAUGAGUUCAUCUUUUGGUGACAGUAUCUUUGGGAAGAUUGAUCAAGCCUUGGAUCCAAUACCACGAGUAAAGAGAUAUCUUCAUUUCUCACAAAGUAGGUCAUAUCCUCCAAUUCAAGCUCCACCUCAUUCUGCUGAAGAGGAAAUCAUCUCUAAUGAAGUUGUAAAAACUGAAUCAAAGAAUUGCACUUUCUCUACUGAGGAUGAUGCCAGGGCAACCACUAAAGGAACUAAAGGAGAUGAUUUCUUUGGUCAGAUAGAUACAUCCUUUGAUGACCUACCAAAAGUAAAACGAUAUGUUCAGUUUUCACCAUCUGUAUCACAACUCUCAAAUCAUUCAACAUCUUCAACAUCAGUUAACCAAGUGGUUAGGUCUGAGGUAGUGUCAAAAACAGAAUCCCCAUCUGACUCGAUCAGUAUUUUCUUUGAGGGACGAAGUAUAUCACUACCUGCAAUACCAAAGGUACAGAGAUAUGUCCAGUUCACGCAAUCUGAGCCUAGAACUGUGCAUGAGCUCACUCCAGAAAUUAAGGGAGACAGUUUCUUAGGGCAAAUGCCUAUAUCCUUUGAUGACGUGCCAAAAGUAAAACAAUAUGUUCAGUUUUCAUUAUCUGAAUCACAACUCUCAAAUAAUUCAACACCUUCAACAUCAAUUAACCAAAUGGCUAAGCCUAAGGGAGAUUCAAAAACAGAAUCCCCAUCUGACACAAUCAGUAUUUUCUUUGAGGGACGAAGUAUAUCACUACCUGCAAUACCAAAGGUACAGAGAUAUGUCCAGUUCACGCAGUCUGAGCCCCGAACUGUGCAUGAGCUCACACCAACCAUUAAGGGAGACAGUUUCUUUGAGCAAAUACCUAUAUCCUUUGAUGAUGUGCCAAAAGUAAAAUCAUAUGUUCAGUUUUCACCAUCUGUAUCACAACUCUCAAAUCAUUCAACAUCUUCAACAUCAGUUAACCAAGUGGUUAGGUCUGAGAUAGUGUCAAAAACAGAAUCCCCAUCUGACUCGAUCAGUAUUUUCUUCGAAGGACGAAGUAUAUCACUACCUGCAAUACCAAAGGUACAGAGAUAUGUCCAGUUCACGCAAUCUGAGCCUAGAACUGUGCAUGAGCUCACUCCAGAAAUUAAGGGAGACAGUUUCUUAGGGCAAAUACCUAUAUCCUUUGAUGACGUGCCAAAAGUAAAAUGCCAUGUUCAGUUUUCAUUAUCUGAAUCACAACUCUCAAAUCAUUCAACACCUUCAGCAUCAAUUAACCAAAUGGCUAAGCUUAAGGGAGAUUCAAAAACAGAACCCCCAUCUGACACAAUCAGAAUUUUCUUUGAGGGACAAAGUAUAUCACUACCUGCAAUAUCAAAGGUACAGAGAUAUGUCCAGUUCACGCAAUCUGAGCCUCGACCUGUGCACGAGCUCACUCCAGAAAUUAAGGGAGACAGUUUCUUAGGGCAAAUACCUAUAUCCUUUGAUGAAGUGCCAAAAGUAAAGAGACACAUUCUGUUCUCACAAUUGGAAUCUCAUUGCCAAACUUUAUCACCAUACCAUCCAUCAAAGAAAAAAUAUUCACUAACUGAUGAGCAAAUAUCACAGGAAAUAAAAACAUCUCUGGUAACUAAAGAUCAUGCCAAACCUCACAAUGUUGGAGAUAAUUUCUUUGGACAAAUAGCUGCCUCACUGGAUGGAGUGCCAAAAGUCAAGAAGUACAUUCAGUUCACACAGUCUGAAGUAUUUUCUGAAACUCUGUCACCAUACGUUCCCUUAAAUGAGAUGCUACCAACCAUACGAAAAGGCACAGAAGUGAAGAGAAAUAAUCUACCAUCUAAAGAUUGUAAUCCAGUUGUUGAUGAAUACAAUAUCAUUGGACAAAUAGGUGUGCUCUUUGAUGGUAUACCAAAAGUAAGGAGAAGAAUUCAAUUUACAGAACAUUCACCUCAGCCUCUUGAGUCACAGCCUCCGUCCUCACUCAAACAACGAGUGACACCUGCGGUCACAGCAAAAGGAAUAUCGUGUUCCAUAUCUGAUCCAAAAUCAAGCCAGAGCAAAUCUAAUUUCUUUGAUGUUAUCCACGUAUCCCUUGAUAAUAUACCAAAGGUUAACAGAUCUCUUCAGUUUACACAGUUGGAAGCUGAACCUUCAAAUCAGUCAGUCCCUUCAUUCUUUGGACAAAUGGAUACAUCUUUUGAUGAAGUCCCAAAAGUAAAAAGAUACAUUCAGUUCAUAAAAUCUAAACCUCAACCUUCAGCUCAGUCUCCUUCAACAUCUGUAAUUACAGAAUGUGUCACAGCAGAGUUCUCAACAAAAAUGCAGUCUAAAAGAUCCGAGGCUGAACUAAGUCCAUCCAUUAAGGGAGACUAUUUAUUUAUGCAAAUAGGUACAUCUCUUCAUGAAGUGCCAAAAUUGAAGAGAUACAUUCAGUUCACACAAUCUGAGCUUCAACCUUCGUCACCCUCAUUGCCUGUAAUUACAGAAUGUGUCACACCAGAGCUACUGCCAAAAAUGCAGUCUACAAGAUCUGUGGAUAAAUUAAGUCCCACCAUUAAGGGAGAUGAUUUCUUCGGUCAAACAGGUACAUCAUUUGUUGGAAUGCCAAAGGUGAAACGAUACAUUCAGUUCACGCAAGCUGAACCCCACAUACAACCUCCGCUGUCGCACUCUUUAACCAACAUGACAGAAAAAACAAUACGUCCUAGCUCAGAAUUAAAGAAGAAAGAUUUAGCAGCUGAAGCUUACAUCCAACCAGCUGCUGGUGAACACAAUUUCUUUGGACCAAUUGGUGCAUCCUCUGGGAUACCAAAAGUGAGAAGAUACAUUCAGUUCUCACAGCGUUCUACUCAGCCUUCAUCUGUGUCUUUACACAGACAAAUAGUUACACCAGUUUUGACAAAACUAGAAUUAGGGAGGUCCAGUUCUUCACCUGUUGAUAGCAAGUCAAAUAAUGAAGACACUUUCUUUAAGAAAAUGGAUGCAUCUAUUAGUGAGCUGCCCAAGGUGAAGAGAUAUAUUCGGUUCACACAAACACAUUCAGCUCCACCAAAGUCUUCAAACACCCAUGGAGUCAUAGUUGAUGUAGCAAAGGAAAGAGAAUUAUGGGGAUCGGAUUUAUCCAGGGUUGCCAUCAAACCUCCUGCACCAAGGGUACCAAGGGUACCAAGGGUACCAAGGGUAAAUAGAUACAUUCAGUUUACACAAUCUGACCCUUCUCCCUCAAGUCAGUCACAAUCUCCAACUGAGAAAAUGACCAAAAAAGAAUGGAAGACGUUAGGCUCCUCAAUCAGUAAUGAUGCUAAAUCAAGCACAAAAGACACUUUCUUUGAUGGAAUAUCAGCAUCUCUUGAUAAUAUACCAAAGGUAAAGAAAGCUCUUCUGUUUACACAAUCCGAGAAUCAGAAUUCAAAUCAGACGGAAGUCCCACAAAAAGUCAAACCUCAACUAGUGACAAAAUCAGAAUCUGUUAGUUCCAGUUUGUUUUCUGACAAAGAUGUCCUUCCAAAAAAACAAGACAACUUCUUUGGGCCACUUGGUGUAUCCCUUGAUGAAGUUCCCAAGGUAAAUAAAUAUAUUAAAUUUUCACAAUUUGAAGCUUAUCCUCCAACUCAGUCUUCUGUAAACAUCAAAGGAGAUCAAUCUCAAUCGUCAUUUUUCAAACCCCAAAUAGUCACACCAGUGUUGGCAACAAAAACAGAGUCUAGUAGUGCUGAUUCUUCAUUCGAGAAAAAACACAGAACAGAUAUUAAGGGUGACACUUUCCUUGGACAAACAGACACAUCUUUUGAUGAAGUGCCAAAAGUAAAAAGAUACAUUCAGUUCAUAAAAUCUGAACCUCAACCUUCAACUCACUCUCCCACAACAUCUAUAAUUACCGAAUGCAUCACACCAGAGUUCUCGACAAAAACACAGUCCACAACAUCCGAGGCUGAAGUAAGUCCAUCCAUUAAGGGAGAUGAUUUCUUCAGUCAAACAGGUACAUCAUUUGUUGGAAUGCCAAAGGUGAAAAGAUACAUUCAGUUCACGCAAGCUGAACCCCACAUACAACCUCCGCUGUUGCACUCUUUAACCAACAUGACAGAAAAAACAAUACGUCCUAGCUCAGAAUUAAAGAAGAAAGAUUUAGCAUCUGAACCGGCCUCUGAUGAACACAAUUUCUUUGGACCAAUUGGUGCAUCCUCCGAGAUACCAAAAGUGAGAAGAUACAUUCAGUUCUCACAGCGUUCUACUCAGCCUUCAUCUGUGUCUUUACACAGACAAAUAGUUACACCAGUUUUGACAAAAUCAGGAAGGACCAGUUCUUCACCUGUUGAUAGCAAGUCAAAUAAUGAAGACACCUUUUUUAAGAAAAUGGAUGCAUCUAUUAGUGAGCUGCCCAAGGUGAAGAGAUAUAUUCGGUUCACACAACAACAUUCAGCUCCACCAAAGUCUUCAAACACCCAUGGAGUCAUAGUUGAUGUAGCAAAGGAAAGAGAAUUAUGGGGAUCGGAUUUAUCCAUGGUUGAUGUCAAAGCUCCUGCACCAAGGGUACCAAGGGUAAAUAGAUAUAUUCAGUUUACACAAUCUGAACUUUCUCCCUCAAGUCAGUCACAAUCUCCAACUGAGAAAAUGACCAAAAAAGAAUGGAAGACGUUAGGCUCCUCAAUCAAUAAUGAUGCUAAAUCAAGCACAAAAGACACUUUCUUUGAUGGAAUAUCAGCAUCUCUUGAUAAUAUACCAAAGGUAAAGAAAGCUCUUCUGUUUACACAAUCCGAGAAUCAGAACAAAACAACAGCAAAUGAUAAAUCCAAUAAUGCUGCAGAUAAUUUAUUUGGAUCUUUAGAUUUAUCUAUUAGUCAACUACCAAAAGUGAAAAGGCAUGUUCAGAUCAUGCAAUCAGAACCUUAUCAGUCAUCUCCAGUGCCAUUAAAGUAUUUAAGUCACUCAAAAUUGGAAAGCAAACAAAGUUUCCCAUCUGAGGAGGAAUUCAAACUUACUACAGAGGAAAAUGAUUCCUUUGGCCGAAUAGAUGGAUUACCAAGGCUAAAUAGAUACAUUCAGUUCAGGCAGUCUGAACCUCAUAUCCAAACUUUGUCCCCAUCUAGCUCAUCCCAAAAGUGGGGAUCAAUGAAUAUAGGAACAGAAUCAAGGACGUUCAAGACAAAUGUAACACCAGCAAGGCCAAAAAAGUCUCUCGCGCUUACAUAUUCUGACCAAUAUGAUCAAAAUCAGCCCCUUUCACGGAUACAAGAUGCAUCAUCUGCAGUGAAAGUGACUACAGAAACUAGUAGGCUAAACCAACUUCCUGAGCCAAAGAGAUAUCUGUUCUCAUCAAACCUAGAUGGGCAGCCAGAUGACGCAUUUAUUCAAGUAGAAGAGGUAUUCAGACGGACAAGUUCAAAUACCUCAUCUGGUGACAAGAAAUAUGCAAACACACAAGGAUCAAGCAGUAGGGCACCGUUAUCUACAACAGAAUCUGAGACCAUAUUAGAAUCAAAGUUGUCUGGUUUGGGUGCCUUGUCCAAUGAAAGGGCUGCUUUGCAAACAAGAAAGCAUCUCGUUAUGGACCCUGCGCUUCAGGACGUAUCCCAAUCCAUCAGUAAUAAACUUGCAGCUUCUUCAGGAGACGAUGAUUCUAGAGAGUAUCUAAGAGACAGCUCUCUGGCCCGUGAAAGGCAGGAACGAAGAAGAUUAUUGUUUCAGCAGAAGAGGCGAGCAAUGGAUGGGUUCAGUUUGACCUCUGAGUCUUUCACAUCUCAGGAAAGUGAUCAGUAGGGAAGCUUGUCAGUUAAAAAUGGAGGAAGAUCCACUUCCUACUGAACACAGGGUGUCUACAGGAAGUAAAAGGACUGCAAACUUCAAGGAAGUAGAUGCUUCAGAAUCUGACAGGAGUAUCUCAUCCCUCAGAUCCAAGUCCUGUGCGUGCUUUGAGAUUGAUGGGAUUCAAGACGACGUUUGAGGUGUCUUUAAUAUAUCCUACACUAUUUAACUAUGUAAAAAAGACUGUAUAAUUUUAUACAUCAAUGUACGUAUGUUUAAGUAAAUCACAAUAGAAUACUGAUUUUAGAAACAGAAAAUUUCACUGAGACUAAAUUGCUAUUUAGUUACUUUUCAUUUACUUCUGGUGAGACACUAAAUAUACAAACAUGCACACUGACUGCAAAGGGUCUUUCACAGUUAUAUAAAUUCAUUUUAGCAUUUAUCUUAUUUCCCUUGUCUUUUUAUUAUUUUUUGGAUAUUGUUCCCAAGACACAUUAUAAAACAAACAAGAAGGAAUGUAUAUAAAGAUUAAAUGUCUAUCGCAAAGCAAGUCAGAAUUAAAAACUAAACACACUUUGGAAAUGUAUGGUUUUUAUCUUAAUAUUAUUAGAAUUAUUACAAUAGAAGAGCAUGCUUGGGUCUUAGAUAGCAGCAUAUACCUAGCACAGGAAAGAAAAGAAAAUAGAGAAAACGUAUAAAAGAUUAAAUGGCACAAAUCGUUAACAAACCUCUUUAUAUACUGAAUGUAGAGAUAGGUUACAGUGAAAACAGACACAUAUACACACAUCCAUACAUAUAUAUACAGUCAGAUGAGAUAGUCAACCAAGCCUCCCUGCAUUAGCCAAGACUGCUAGCAAAACGGUCUUAGCAACAGUCGUAACACAGAGAUCUGAUAAUCGAACACUGCCACAGGAACACAAGUACCUAUAACGAUGUUAAGUUAUAUUAUCUCCAGAUUGCACGUCAUGGUCCUUCGCCGCCAAAUACUGAUUAUAACCUAAUUCAAAAAUGUUUCACCUUUACAAAAUUGUUUGCUUUGUGCAAAACGCAGGG